This is a messenger RNA of Amphibalanus amphitrite, 4350 nucleotides long. RefSeq lists its product as uncharacterized. The record is from RefSeq and is a predicted model, not a curated record. Bases 31 to 1152 code for a protein of 373 amino acids. The transcript has 2 exons. Gene Ontology annotation, molecular function: RNA-DNA hybrid ribonuclease activity; nucleic acid binding. Lineage: Eukaryota; Metazoa; Arthropoda; Thecostraca; Balanomorpha; Balanidae.
UACGGUGCAGACCGUAGAACACUUCUUCUUAUGUACAGAGUACUGAUCCGCUCUAAACUUGACUAUGGAUGUUUUAUCUACGAUAACACGUCUCACUCGAUCAAGCGAACGCUGGAUACUGUCCACCACUCCGCUAUCCGGAUAGCAACGGGCGCGUUCCGCACCACGCCGGUGGACAGUCUUCUCGCCGACGCCCAUGAGCCUCCACUCGGUCUUCGCAGGGAGGCGCUGGGAAUGCGCUACGCUCUGAAGCUUCGGCAGUUUCCGUUUCACCCGUCAUACGGGGCCGUUUACUCCAGCGGCUUUCGAUCUAUUUUUGGGCACCCAACCGACACUAGACGUUCUAAGCCAGCUCCAUUUUGCCUCCGUAUGCAGACGCUCUUCGCAGAGAGUGGUAUCCGACCCAGAGAUGUCAUCCGCAUGGACUCCCACGUGGUCGGAACUCCUCCAUGGAGGCUGGUGACCCCGGAAGUUGAUGUCUCUUUGGCGGCUACCAGGAAGCGCGACGUUCCGGGACCCGUGCUGAAGGCAGGAGCACUGGAGCACAUCGCUUCGUAUGGCGACUGCGUGGCGUGCUACACGGAUGGCUCCAAGACGGACGUAGGUGUAGGGUGUGCUUUUGUUUGCGAUGGUUCGGUCCGAUCGUUUACACUUCCUCGACAGACAUCAGUCUUCACUUCGGAGCUCGUUGCCAUCCAGAAGCUCCUAUGCUACAUCGAAGUAGACAGCGGGAACUCCUAUCUGAUAAUGUCUGACUCACUGAGUUCCCUGAUGGCUCUCCGCUCUUUUAACCCUACUGGCCCCAUUGUACAGGACAUUUUACAGAAGCUUACUGGUCUUGCCCGAGAGGGAAAACGUGUGCGGCUCUGCUGGAUCCCGAGCCACGUAGGCAUCCAAGGUAACGAGACUGCCGACUUGGCGGCGAGGAGGGCCUCGGAGAGGCCUCAUCUCCACCGAUUCCCACUCCCAGCUAGGGACUUUUUCCCUACGAUCAAAGCCUUUUUGCACAGCAAAUGGCAAAGCAGGUGGGAUGGCUGCUUGGGCAACAAGCUUCUAUCCCUCAAGCCCACACUAGCACCGUGGGCCUCCUCAAUGCGCAAAAACAGGCGGGACGAGGUAGUCCUGUGCAGGCUCACGGUCAUUGAAUACUAAGGUAACACGGAGCCGAAGCUUCAAGCCAGGGGACGCGGGAGGCAUGCCGUCAGCUGAUUGUGUACAAGAGUUUACCCAGGGCCCUAUGGGAGAGAGUUAACACGUGCUUCUAUGGGGCGAAUUCGAUGCAACAAUGGCGCAGUAGCGACAUUACUCUUGUUCGCUGUCUUUCGGACGACAAAGAUUCUACGCCGUUUGGCCCGGUUUGGCCAAUCACAUUCCAUAAUUGCAGCCGAGCCCCCGUUGACCUAGAAGAGGAUUGGCCGGACGACGUACGUACAAUCUUCGUCGUCUGAGAGACAUCGAACGAGGGGUACAUCGACUGAAUAUACAUUGCGAUUCAAUAUUCAGUAAUAUGGCCUUGAUUCAGUAUUUUAUGACCGUGAUUGCAAUUUGCAUUUGAGCUCAGCAGUCGAGUAAGUUGUGCCAAAAAUACCAGAAGCGAUAUCCUAUAUACGGCCUUGACCAGAAGUGUUGCAUGCCCUGGAUGCAGAAAAACAAGAUUGAGAUGAGUGGAUCAAGAUCAAGAUGUAUCUUUCGUGCAGAUGUAUCAAGAUGUACCUUUCACUUAAGAUCCAUGCAGGUGAGGUUCCAGUGAAAUUUGAAUUCGAUAGGUAGCUAUUUUUGUUUUUGCUUUGAUACUUGUGGUAAGGAAACAUGAUUAUGGUUGCAUGAACCGCCCACUGCUCAUUGCUGUCUUGUCUCGGGUUUGAUAUCCGAUCACCAUUCUUUCUUAAAUAGCUCACCCCAUAUGGAAAUCAGGUUUCAGGAGGCCACUAGGCCUGUGGGGCCUGGUCUCAAUGAGCUCCCAGUGCUAAGGACAGUCAGGCUCAUAUGUUGGGUAAGGUCAGGUUCAGGUAGGCCAGUAUGCACUCUGCAAAGCAUGGCAAUUUCGACAAGAUCUCGUCUGUGCUGGCUUGUCCGGCUGGUGAGGCUUUGGUGUGGCGUGGAUUUAGCUUGGUGCAGUGCGGAUUUUAUGUAGCACGGUGCAGAUUUGGCCUGGUGUGGUCAGGUGGUGGGGGAUGUAGUGUAGUGCAUUUUAAAUGUGGCUUGGUGAUGGACAUGAUGGACCCAACAAAAUGGAUGGCCAAAAUUGAAAAAAGCAUUAAUGGAGCUUUAACAUGCAAUUUAGUGUGCUCUCGGGCUGAUAGGUGUGCGGUGGUCAGAACGGACUGUGCCAGUGCUGGUGCCUGGUGGUCCCACCAAUCACGGGGGUCAUCUCCUGUUGUGACCCAGGGGUCUAGUCAAAACCUUACCUAUAAGUCUUCAUUUCACUCAUAUAUUAAACCUGGCCCUUUUUCAGGCACAAGCUUUGGAUGAACUUCUGCUUCUGCGGUCAGCAUUCUUACAGGAGAACCCAAGAUUCACUGUACCUGUAUGCAUUUCAAAACUGAAUAAUUGAUAGCAACAAGUCAAUAUUUGAAGUUGCAGCCAAAUGCUGUGCCUUCUCUGCUGCAAGAGCUACAUGUCACCAUUGAAGCAAGGACCAGCUCGACUCCUGCAGUAGGAGUCCAGCCUCGUCCAGUCGUCGCCGCUCGCCAAGACCAGCCGGACUCCUGCAAUAGGGGUCCAGGCUGACCCGUUCGUCCAGUAACCGCCGCUCGUCAGCACCAGCUGGGCUCCUGUAGUAGGGGUCCAGCCUCGUCCAGUCGCCGCCGCUCGCCAAGACCAGCUGGGCUCCUGUAGUAUGGGGCUAGGAUGGCCCGUUCAUCAACCGGUCCUGAAGUCACAUCGCUGUCAGUCAGCCGAACUCAGUACCUACAUAAGUCACCAACCCUGAAUGUUGCCAGCCAAAGUCGGCAGUUUCCUUCGGACAGUCAUCUCACCAGUGUUGUACAGUGUACGAGGUUAGUGACGCAGUUAAAUGCGUCAAUUAAAUGCGAGGACGUGCGCUUGUAUGCAGCGUUUUGUCAUGUUGAGCUGCAUGGGUGUCGAUUUUCACCGAAUUGAGGGUGCCCACUGCCCGGGCGCAGCAAAUCCGCCGCCGCCUCAGCGGUGACCUUGACCCGCACCGUCUGUUGGGGCCAAGGCUCUAUAGAAGUUGGGGCUCCAAAGCCAAGCCAGCCGAGCCGGCGGGGAAUUUAAAGAGCUUGAGCACCCCCAACCCGGCGGAAAUUGACACCUAUGUUGAGCUGUAUGGAUGCGUUUUAGCCUUCCGCCGUGGUGGUAAAUAGCAGCCUACAUGCAGAAUUAGGCAGGCUUAUUGGCGGGCUCAUUAUUGGAUUCAUUGUGUCACGUUUGUCGGCACGUGUAAGAUGUGCUUAACUGCCAUUGGCUCUCGGCCUGGCGACUUCUGGGGACCACGUUAUGGGGAUGACAAUUGGGAUCCUGUGCCUUAAGCCGGCCAUUUACGUCCAUGGCUAUAUACCCCCGUACUAGGGCUAGUUAUGACGUAUAUAGGGAUCCACGAGAUCUUUUUUGAUGAAUGGGCUGUGCAGUGUUGAGAUCCGCGUGUAACGUCACUGUUUGGCCAGUCUGCCCUCAAACGGGUCAUCUUUACUCAUAUUUUAUUUACAUGAACGCUUUGCAUGGUCCAGUGGUUUAUAUAGACAUCUUCCUUGCACUAGCUAGUUUUAUGUGGCCAGGUUGAUUGCCUGUCAGCGCGGUCACGCUGUCGUCUUUCGAUUGGUGCGCUUAAAUGCGGCGAGAUGAAUAUAGGAUUUCCUUUGAUGCUAUUUAGUACCUGCGCCCAGCUCAACUGGGGAAGGGGGGGGGGGCACUGCCGACUUUUGGUCCCAUUCUUUCCAUGUAACGCCCAUAGAGCCCAUGUUAAAAUGCCAAAAUCAAAGGGGGGCACGGUGCCCCGGUGCCCUCCCCGUUCCGCCGCCUAUGCGCGAAAGUACCAACUACCAUCAGUUUCCAGUUGUUUGUGUCCCAAUGUUUUUUAUGAGUUGGACGAUUGGGCUUUUCCUAUCGCUCAUAGGUUAUGCAAUUAUUUUGUUAAACGCUCUAAAAUUGUUUCUCUACAAUACAAGUCAUUAGAACUUAGAACUGAAGCAAAUAGAUAUUGAUGGAUACGAUCUCAAGGGGGCCGAUAAGAAGGAAGAGCGCGCGGCGCAAUGAUUGUGGAGCACAGCACACGAUUAAUGUGAGGCGCAUUUGAGCGAGAAAUAACUUUAUUGAGCAGAAAUGAGCAGAGUACCAGCAUUGAAACUGCACCAGUACCAGCAUUGAAACUAAAUAUAAGAUAUCUCAGAA